This is a messenger RNA of Oxyura jamaicensis (ruddy duck), 483 nucleotides long. It is a transcript of the gene MRPL43, whose product is annotated as mitochondrial ribosomal protein L43. The record is from RefSeq and is a predicted model, not a curated record. Gene Ontology annotation, cellular component: mitochondrial large ribosomal subunit. Gene Ontology annotation, molecular function: structural constituent of ribosome. NCBI's taxonomy places the organism in Eukaryota, Metazoa, Chordata, Aves, Anseriformes, Anatidae. Gene Ontology annotation, biological process: mitochondrial translation.
UCCUCCUCCUCCCCGUCUCCUCUUCCGGGGCAGCGGCAGCCGCCAUGACGGGCCGCGGGGCUCCCAGCCGCUUCUUGGCGGCGGCGCUGGGCAGCGGGCUGGGCCGCUACGUGCGGCAGCUGCAGCGCCUGCAGCUCGUCUUCAGCCCCGCCGCGCCCGACGCCCGCGGGGCCAGAAAGAUGGCAGGGACACGUGCUCAUGACAAGGGGGGGCACCGGGGACACCCCGGUCUCACCCCCCGGUCUCACCCCCGUUGUGCCGCAGUGAACAGGACGGUGCGGGAGGAGCUCAUCGCCAACAAGACGAGCGAGGAGAUCGCCCAGCUCGCCACCAAGCUGGCCAACCAGUCCGGCCUGGACAUCGUGCGCAUUCGCAAGCCCUUCCACACCGACAACCCCAGCGUGCAGGGCCAGUGGCACCCCCUCACCAACAAGCCCCCCGCUCUCCUUGUGCGGGGCCCUCGCCUGACACCCCCCCAAUAAA